Ziziphus jujuba (common jujube) is the source of this 4259-nucleotide messenger RNA. Its product is annotated as importin beta-like SAD2. The record is from RefSeq and is a predicted model, not a curated record. Lineage: Eukaryota; Viridiplantae; Streptophyta; Magnoliopsida; Rosales; Rhamnaceae. The transcript is spliced from 22 exons. Gene Ontology annotation, biological process: protein import into nucleus. Bases 367 to 3465 code for a protein of 1032 amino acids. Gene Ontology annotation, cellular component: cytosol; nuclear envelope. Gene Ontology annotation, molecular function: small GTPase binding.
CUUCGAGGCAGGUCCCCCGAGUCAACCAGUUUUGAGAGUAGUGUUGGUUUGGUUAAACAACCAUAAAACCCUAGUCCUUUAAAUACCUCCCCAUUUUUCUGCUGUCUCUCUCCACGAGUCUCUCUCUCUCUCUUUCUCUCUCUGUGUCUAAAACUUUAACCCUAGUUCACUCUCUCGCUCUGCUCAAAUUCAUUUUUGUUUUUCUUUUUGGUUUCUUUUUUUGGAUUUCGGAUCAUUCUCGAUCGUCGUUUUUUUAUUUUUUUUUGGUUCGAUAAUUCGGAGAUAGUUUUGGAAUUUUUUCGAAGCUUUUUUUGUUUCGAUCCGAGCGAGCGAGCGAGCGAGCAAGCGGUGUUUGUUUUUGGAUAAAUGGAUCUUCCUAGUCUCGCUGUUGUUCUUCAAGCUGCUCUCAGUCCCAAUCCCGAUGAACGUAAAGCCGCCGAGCAGAGCCUUAAUCAGUUUCAGUACACACCACAGCAUUUGGUGAGACUAUUGCAGAUUAUCGUGGAUAAUAAUUGUGAUAUGGCGGUGCGGCAAGUGGCCAGCAUCCACUUCAAAAACUUCAUUGCCAAAAACUGGUCGCCUCAUGAGCCAGAUGAGCAGCAUAAGAUUUCUCAAGGUGAUAAAGACUUGGUCAGGGAUCACAUUCUUGUCUUCGUCCCACAAGUUCCACCAUUGUUAAGAGUACAGCUGGGUGAGUGCCUAAAGACUAUUAUCCAUGCUGAUUAUCCGGAACAGUGGCCACGUCUCCUAGAAUGGUUGAAGCUUAAUUUACAAGAUCAACAAGUCUAUGGAGCUUUGUUUGUAUUGCGAAUUCUUUCUAGAAAAUACGAGUUCAAGUCUGAUGAGGAGAGAGUACCUGUCUAUCAUAUUGUUGAGGAGACAUUUCCUCAUCUUCUCAAUAUAUUUAACAAACUUGUUCAGAUUCCCAACCCAUCACUGGAAGUAGCAGAUUUGAUUAAGCUUAUCUGUAAAAUAUUCUGGUCAUCCAUUUAUUUGGAGAUUCCAAAGCAACUAUUUGAUCAAAAUGUGUUCAAUGCUUGGAUGCUUCUAUUCUUAAAUGUUUUGGAGAGACCUGUUCCUUUGGAAGGCCAGCCUGCAGAUCCUGAGGUUAGGAAAACAUGGGGGUGGUGGAAGGUGAAGAAGUGGACUGUUCACAUUUUAAACAGGCUGUACACUAGGUUUGGUGAUCUGAAACUUCAAAACCCAGAGAACAGAGCCUUUGCUCAAAUGUUUCAGAAGAGUUAUGCAGGGAAAAUUUUGGAGUGCCACUUGAAUUUGUUGAAUGUGAUCCGUGUUGGUGGCUAUUUACCUGACAGAGUUACCAAUCUCAUCCUUCAAUAUCUGAGCAACAGUAUAUCGAAGAACAAUAUGUACAAUCUGCUGCAACCUCGACUGAAUGUUCUUCUUUUUGAGAUAGUUUUCCCUCUUAUGUGUUUCAAUGAUAAUGACCAAAAGCUUUGGGAGGAAGACCCACAUGAAUAUGUGAGGAAGGGUUAUGAUAUCAUUGAAGAUUUAUAUAGUCCAAGGACUGCUUCAAUGGAUUUUGUUAGUGAGUUGGUUAGGAAGCGUGGAAAGGAAAACCUUCAAAAGUUUAUUCAAUUCAUUGUUGAAAUCUUUAAAAGAUAUGAUGAAUCACCAGUAGAAUACAAGCCAUACCGACAAAAAGAUGGUGCUCUUCUUGCUAUUGGAGCUCUUUGUGAUAAACUGAAACAAACUGAGCCCUACAAGUCAGAACUUGAGCGUAUGUUAGUGCAACAUGUUUUCCCUGAGUUCAGCAGUCCUGUUGGCCAUCUUAGAGCUAAGGCGGCAUGGGUUGCAGGACAGUAUGCCCAUAUUAACUUCUCAGACCAGAACAAUUUUCGUAAAGCAUUGCACAGUGUUGUUUCUGGGAUGAGGGAUCCAGAGCUUCCUGUUCGUGUUGAUUCAGUUUUUGCAUUGCGCUCAUUUGUUGAAGCUUGCAGAGAUCUUAAUGAAAUUCGUCCUAUUCUUCCUCAAUUGCUUGAUGAGUUCUUUAAACUUAUGAACGAGGUUGAGAAUGAGGAUUUGGUCUUCACCUUGGAGACUAUAGUGGAUAAGUUUGGAGAGGAGAUGGCACCUUAUGCUCUUGGUUUAUGCCAGAAUUUGGCUGCUGCCUUUUGGAGGUGUAUGAACACUGCUGAAGCUGACGAUGAAGCUGAUGAUCCUGGUGCAUUGGCCGCAGUUGGUUGUCUGCGUGCUAUCAGCACAAUUCUUGAAUCAGUUAGUAGGCUUCCUCACCUUUUUGUUCAAGUUGAGCCAACUUUACUUCCAAUAAUGCGGAGAAUGUUGACAACUGAUGGCCAAGAGGUUUUUGAAGAAGUUUUGGAAAUUGUAUCAUAUAUGACAUUUUUCUCACCGACAAUAUCUAUGGAAAUGUGGAGUCUUUGGCCAUUGAUGAUGGAAGCAUUGGCAGAUUGGGCAAUUGAUUUCUUUCCAAAUAUUUUGGUUCCUCUGGACAACUACAUAUCCAGGGGAACCGCACAUUUCCUCUCAUGCAAAGAGCCAGACUACCAGCAAAGCCUUUGGAAUAUGAUUUCAUCUAUCAUGUCGGAUAAAAAUAUGGAAGACAGCGAUAUUGAGUCAGCCCCGAAGCUCAUUCAAGUAGUUUUUCAGAACUGUAGAGGGCAAGUUGAUCAAUGGGUUGAGCCAUAUCUUAGAAUCACAGUUGAGCGGCUGCGCCGUUCUGAGAAAUCAUACUUAAAGUGUCUCCUCAUGCAAGUGGUUGCUGAUGCUCUUUACUACAAUGCAUCUUUAACCCUGAGCAUAUUACAAAACUUGGGUGUUGCAACAGAUAUCUUUGGUCUCUGGUUGCAGAUGCUGCAACAAGUUAAAAAAAGUGGCAAGCGUGCUAACUUUAAAAGGGAACAUGACAAGAAGGUUUGCUGCUUGGGUUUGACAUCGCUAUUGGCUCUUCCAGUGGAUCAAUUAUCAGGGGAUGCUUUAGAACGCGUUUUUAAGGCAACCCUUGAUCUCCUAGUUGCUUACAAAGAUCAAGUUGCAGAAGCUGCAAAGGAGGAAGAAGCUGAAGAUGAUGAUGAGAUGGAUGGUUUCCAAACUGAUGAUGAAGAUGAAGAUGAUGGAUCUGACAAGGAAAUGGGAGUUGAUGCUGAGGAUGGUGAUGAAGCUGACAGCCUUAGACUUCAAAAAUUAGCUGCACAGGCAAAGUCUUUCCGCCCAGCCGAUGAGGACGAUGAUGACUCUGAGGAUGACUACAGUGAUGAUGAGGAGUUGCAAUCGCCUAUUGAUGAUGUGGACCCUUUUAUUUUCUUUGUAGAUGCUGUCAAAGCCAUGCAAGCGUCAGAUCCAUCGAGGUUCCAGAACCUUAUGCAGACACUCGACUUCCAUUAUCAAGCUCUUGCAAAUGGUGUUGCCCAGCAUGCUGAACAGAGGAGAGCAGAGAUUGAAAAGGAAAAAUUGGAGAAGGCAUCGGCUGCUACAGCUUCAUAAUUCACGAAUCGAAUGUCAUGGCAUGACUAAAAUUUUGCUUGGAUGUCCCAUUUCUUUGCUUAUUCCAUUCAUUUUGUAAUGGUUUAGGAGAAACAUAGUUGUUUCUUGUCCAGUCAGAUCAUACGGUUGGUCUGAAGGGUGUCAUGGUUGUUGGUGAGCCCCAAGAAGUUUUUCACGUUUGAAGCUAGUAGAUUUUUGUGAUUUGGGUCCCCUACAACAGGUAAAAUGAGAGAUCAGGAAGCUGGCACUUCCUCAGAUUCUUGAUUUGGCUUUGGUCAUUGUAUGGUGAGUCUGGCUGUUCUACGGCAGAAUAAGCCUGUAUUCCACCUGUUCGUGUUUUGUUGUUUAGUUGUCCUUUCUCCGUGAGUCAUACCAUUUCUUUGGGUUGAGAUUUCAUUUUACCGAGUAUAUUGUUACAAACCCUUGGAUCUGCAUUCAGUUGCCAGAUAGCAGUGAGGGUGCCAUGCAUACCGAGUCUUAUUAUUCAUAGCCAUUUUUAGACAGGCAAAGAAACAAGAACAAAGAAAAAGAAGAAAAAAAAAAGAAAAAGAAAAAGAAAAAGAUGUAGGUUGGUUGAUGGCUGUACCUAUAAUUUUUGGUCGGGAUAGUAGGCUACAAAUUUUUUCUCCCGACCAUCCCAAUUUCUGGGGUGUGGUCUGGGUAUAUGUGUAAUAUUGGUUUAUUCUCAGGCUGGGAGUUUUGGUUUCGAUGCAGAGGGCUUUGAAAGGCUAGCUUGCUGCUAUUGUAAAACAUCAAAUGCUUAUUCUUUUAUAUAUUUGUGGAUUAACGAGGAA